Salvelinus sp. IW2-2015 is the source of this 623-nucleotide messenger RNA. Its product is annotated as E3 ubiquitin-protein ligase TRIM39-like. Gene Ontology annotation, molecular function: ubiquitin protein ligase activity. Gene Ontology annotation, cellular component: cytoplasm. Gene Ontology annotation, biological process: protein ubiquitination. The record is from RefSeq and is a predicted model, not a curated record. Lineage: Eukaryota; Metazoa; Chordata; Actinopteri; Salmoniformes; Salmonidae.
CACAUGGCUUUUCUUGUUUUUCUCCAUGACAGACCGGGGUGAGAGUGAAAACGAGAGCUUACCGUUCCUUAAGGGAUAAAGGGCUUGGGUAACCAUCCCCAUUAUCCCUGUCCAAUUCCCCAUCAAACUGCCUGGCUCUCUUGCACGGUCCAUCAAAAAUCCAAUCUUCCCUCCUGUUCCUCCAGAUGGCAUCAGAGGACUAUGCAGCGUCAACAUCCCCUUAGUUCUACUGGCAGACCUUCGGGAGAAUUUAAUGAAAAACAUGGACAAACUACCCAAGAUGGGCUACUUGACAAACGGCGAUGCUGUCUCAGAUUGCCUUGGUUAAAGAGUUCACAGUUGAGGUGACUCCUGACCCCAGCACAGCCCACCCAUCGCUGCUGUUCAGAAGGGGGUCCCAUGGUUGUGAGAUUUGGGGGGACCGGAGCAAGAUGGCUAGGAAGUUCCCCCUGUCGGCCCAGCGCUUCACCCAGGUGCCGUGUGUCCUCGCCACCCAGGGGUUCAGCAGCCACAGAGCCUACUGGGAGGUGGAGGACUGGGUUGGAAAUGGAUCUGUGGCAACUCAUUUUUUAAAUUAUUUCACCUUUAUUUAACCAGGUAGGCUAGUUGAGAACACGUUCUCA